UCCAUCCACCUCCUCUUAUCUCUUUCCUAGUGACUCCGCCACCAUGAGCCCGUCCGUACGAGAGAUCAACGGCCCCCGCUCCGCCCCUCUCAAGAUCCACAAGGACUCCCACCUCAUCCACAAGUCUCCCUCGUCCUCCGCGGCCACCGGCGCCCGUUGCCAGCGCAACCAUCCCGUCGUCAUCUACACUCAUUCGCCCAAGGUCAUCCACACGCAGGCCAGCGACUUCAUGGCGCUCGUCCAGAAGCUCACCGGUCGAUCCCAGUCCCCCGAGGACGACAACGGAACCAAUGGCUCCGCUCCACCGCCGGACGUUUCACGUGAAGAUGACGCCGCCGUGUCCAGUGACUCAUCUUCCCGGUUCAUAAGCUCCUCGUUGUCAUCUGCCACGACGAUGUCUUGGGCGGGGUUCGACACUGUGCCACCACCGAACCUGUUGUCGGCGGAGACACCGAUGCUGUUCACGCCCGGCUUCCCGAGCGCAUUCUUUGGAUGCAUGGAUGAAAGUGGGGCAGUGUCGCCUUCUGUCGUCGAAGCGAUGAGCAUUGACAGCUUUGGAGGGAGACGGCGUCCCCGAGAGUGAGUGAGCAAUCAAUAAUUCUUCGUUUCUUUUCGUCCGCCGAUGUUAAUAAAAAUGGGCUCAUAUGAUGAUCCCUUCUUGGUUACCACCCUUUGGCACGAGGACACGAGUGUUCCAAUUUGGUCGCCCGCCGUUGAUCUCCAUCCGUUGGAUUACCCCGUGGUUGUUGAUGAAACCGAUUACUUCUGCACCAGAACAGUAACGGAGUCUUCCAAUUUGGUCGCCCGCCGUUGAUCUCCAUCCGUUGGAUUACCCCGUGGUUGUUGAUGAAACCGAUUACUUCUGCACCAGAACAGUAACGGGGUAUAUGUAGA
Messenger RNA from Musa acuminata subsp. malaccensis (wild Malaysian banana), 894 nucleotides. RefSeq names its product protein MKS1. Gene Ontology annotation, cellular component: nucleus. Lineage: Eukaryota; Viridiplantae; Streptophyta; Magnoliopsida; Zingiberales; Musaceae. The record is from RefSeq and is a predicted model, not a curated record.